AUGGCCCUUUUAAGCAGAAUUGCUCUAAUCUUUCUUCUUGCAUUACUUUGCCUUUCUCCAUCUUUGGAGGCAAGAAAGCUCCCUCAAGUGGAGAAGGCUAUUCCUAGUGAGACUCGAAAUCUUUCCAAGAUUGAUAGAGUCUUGCAGUCAGUUACAAGCUCUCGAAUUGGACAUUAUCAAAUCUUGCAACCAUUUCCAAACCCUGGAGGAACUGGCGAUUCUCGAGCUUUACGUUCAGCUCCGAGGCCUGGAGCAGGACAUUAUCAAAUUGUUUCAAGCCCUGGAAUUGCUAGAGGCCAGGCUCUGCAAUCAGUUCCAAGUUCUGGAAUUGGUGAUUAUCGAACUUUGCAGUCAGUUCCAAGUCCUGGAGUUGGAAACUAG
Molecule: messenger RNA, 381 nt
Organism: Jatropha curcas
Lineage: Eukaryota; Viridiplantae; Streptophyta; Magnoliopsida; Malpighiales; Euphorbiaceae
Source: RefSeq, a predicted model, not a curated record